Cuculus canorus (common cuckoo) is the source of this 6965-nucleotide messenger RNA. It is a transcript of the gene FAR2, whose product is annotated as fatty acyl-CoA reductase 2. Lineage: Eukaryota; Metazoa; Chordata; Aves; Cuculiformes; Cuculidae. Bases 282 to 1829 code for a protein of 515 amino acids. Gene Ontology annotation, molecular function: alcohol-forming very long-chain fatty acyl-CoA reductase (NADP+) activity. The record is from RefSeq and is a predicted model, not a curated record. Gene Ontology annotation, cellular component: peroxisome. Gene Ontology annotation, biological process: long-chain fatty-acyl-CoA metabolic process. The transcript is spliced from 12 exons.
GGAGAAGGGGCGGCUUGGAGCGGGGCACAGGGCCGAGUUCUGCCGGGAGUGGUCCCUUUCCUCCGCCCCUGGUGUGCUCGGCGGCUCCCGCUGCAGAGCCACGCCGCUUCCCAUUUAGCCUAAGCUGGGCGUGCAAGAACCAGGGCCAGGCAAGGCGGGGGAGAGAAGCCGCAUCCCCGGGCAGCUGUAUCCCUCCUCCGCAUCCCUGCUCCGCAUCCCCGGGCAGCCUGAGCUGGUACCCUCUGCAGGAAGUUAAAGGAAGGACAGAACAAGAAAGCAUCAUGUCUUCAGUCUCAGCUUAUUACAAUGGAAAGACCGUACUUAUCACAGGAGCUACAGGUUUUAUGGGCAAAGUACUGGUGGAAAAGCUUCUGCGCUCCAGCCCUGAAGUGAAAGCAGUUUAUAUACUUGUCAGGCCAAAGGCUGGACAAUCAAUGCAAGAGAGAGUGGCCAACAUGUUGAAAUGCAAGGUCUUUGACAGGGUCCGAGAAGAUUGCCCUAAUUUCCACGAGAAGAUUAAGCCUAUUAACGCUGAACUCACUCAGCCCAAGCUGGCCAUCAGUGCUGAAGAUGAGGUGGAGCUUCUAACCCGGGUCAAUAUUGUCUUCCACUGUGCAGCAACAGUUCGCUUUGAUGAACCCCUGAAACAUGCUGUGCAACUGAAUGCAGUAGGCACGCAGCGGCUUCUUGAGCUGGCCCGGCAGAUGCAGAACCUCGAGGCGUUCAUCCAUAUCUCCACUGCCUAUGCAAACUGUGUCCGGAAAUGCAUAGAUGAAGUCAUCUACCCACCCCCAGCUGAACCCAAGAAGCUCUUCGAUUUAGUAGAGUGGUUGGAUGAAUCUAUCAUUCAAGACAUCACGCCCAAGCUCCUUGGGGCCUGGCCUAACACUUAUACCUACACCAAAGCCCUGUCAGAGUACCUGAUUCAGCAAGAGAAAGGAAACUUGAACAUUGCUAUCAUCAGGCCAUCCAUCGUGGGAGCUAGCUGGCAUGAGCCUUUCCCAGGUUGGAUUGACAGCUUCAAUGGGACAAGUGGAAUACUUGUUGCGGCAGGCAAAGGGAUUCUGCGGACCGUCAUCGCCAACAAUGAAGCAGUAGCAGAUAUGGUUCCAGUAGAUGUUGCCAUCAACCUUACCCUUGUGGCUGGGUGGUACACUGCUGUGCACAGACCAAAAAACAUGUUGGUGUACAACUGCACAACAGGUGGAAUCAACCCUUUCUUCUGGGGAGAAAUGGAGCAAUAUGCCAUGUCCACAUUCAAAAGGAACCCGCUGGAGCAGGCCUUCCGAACACCCAAAGCUCACAUGACAUCUAACUACUUGAUAAACCAGUACUGGAUAACUGUCAAUCACAAGGCACCAGCCUUACUCUAUGACCUGUACAUGAGGCUUACAGGGAGAAAGCCAAGAAUGAUGAAGAUUAUCAAUCGGCUGCACAAAUCUAUGAUGCUCCUGCAGUAUUUCUCCACCCAGUCCUGGGACUGGUCUUCAGAUAAUAUGAAUAUGUUAUUGAGUCAGCUUAACACAGAGGACAAAAAGUUAUACAACUUCGAUGUUCGUCAGCUACACUGGUCAGAAUACAUUGAAAGCUACUGCCUAGGUGCUAAGAAGUACUUGCUAAAUGAGGACAUGGCUGGCAUUCCAGCUGCAAAGCAGCACUUAAGAAAGCUGAGGAACAUCCGAUAUGCAUUCAACACCACCCUCCUUGUGAUCAUCUGGCGCAUUUUCAUUGCAAGGUCACAGAUGGCUCGAAACAUCUGGUACUUUGUGGUGAGCCUCUGCUACAAGUUCCUUUCCUACUUCAGGGCAUCCAGCACCCUCAGGCACUGAAGCCGUCCAUCAGCAACCAGCUUUUUCCAGAAGGGAUCUCCAUCUCCUCUAAUCAGCAACUAUGGGCAUCAAGGUCUGAAAGUAGCAGAAAAAUCCACUCCCUCCAACAGCAGCCUGCAUUUAUUGUGAACUGUCAUAUGUUCACCUUUUUAAUUUUAACUAAUGCUUUAAUACAUGGUGGUCUUUCUUCCAUAGGACCAGGCCAAUUUUUAAAGCCAUAAAUGAAGAUUUAGGAACAGGUCAAGCUGGAACCAUUCAUCUAGAGUCUGAUGUGCAAGAGUAAAGAUUAACCAAAGUCAUUGUGCUCCCAUGUACUACCUAGGCUAUAUUAAUCCUAUUUUCUUCCUCAGAAGAGGCAAAUUUAAAGGAUACUACCUUAGAAGAAAUAGAUGCCAUUAGAGAAGACCCAGCCAAGGAAAUUAACUGUAAGAGGUCUUCCUAGAGAAGUUAUUCCUUCAUUCUCCUUUAGUGAAAUGGUACCUUACUGAAACAAACUGACUUCACAUUUUCAGUUUUUCAAAACUUAGGGGGUGGGGGGAAUCAGUUACACUAGGCCAGUGAACACACUGAACACUUUUCAGAUCUUGUCCUGUAUUGCUACUGAGGACUGAUAUUUUCAAGCCAUAGCUGAAGACAUGCAUAGAAUUUAUGUACCUGUGUCAACUCUGCUCACACACAAGCUGCUUUCUUAUGGAGAGGUAUUUUUUACUUUCUGUGGUUAAGGUUCAGUCUAUUAAAACACGCUGUUCUUGCAGUUAUCACAUUUGCUUGGAACAUUUUUUCCUGCUUGAAAAAUGCUAUAUUUACUCUGAGAAGACUUCUUAAAAGACUGAAGAAGCAUUCAGAAAUUCUUUUGUUACUUUGGAGGAAUAGGUCUUUUUUCUUCCUUGGAUUUGUCUACAGAAAACUUAUCUCCCUAUAGCUCAAAAAUAUCCUGAUACUGUCCUUCAUGCUUUCAUUACAGCUGAAUCACUUUGCAGUUGAUCACUUCCACUGGCAAAGCGUAAAGACAUGUACAGAGGAAAUCCCAUCAGGCCAGUUCUGCUGCCACUCCUGAAAAUUGUUUUUGUUGGAAAAGGAAAGGUUUCAUUGACUUCUGUGCUAAAACAAUCAUGCACUGUGAAGGCAAUGCAUUUUGUCCUACAGUGCAGUUUAGAAAGGAACCCGAGGAUCUUCCUAACACUCAUGGCUGUUGGAGAUACUUGUUUCACUAGUGAAGUAUGAAUUCCUGUGGGGGCAGAAAGAAAGAGAGCGCCUUCUUCAAAGUAGCUGGUGCAACAGCGGCCUUAGUGCAACAGCAGCAAAUUUGUCAUGCUAUCAGAUUUGGAGUCAAAUCUAAUAUUGGAAUAUUUUUUAUUCAGAUCACACUGAAUAAGCACUUUAUCAGACUUUGAAGCAGCUAGUUUAUGAAACAAUGCAACAUCCAGUUUCAGUACUCCUGUAUCAUGCUAACUGUCUGAAAAAGUAAUGCUACAUCACAAAAACUGGCACAGUUGCUCUUUUGAGAGCUGAGAAUAGCAGAGUAUUUACAAAGCUGGCAUUCUUCAAAAAUUACACUUGGUUUUUUGGCAGUGAAGGCAAGAGCAAUUUAAGAUGACAAUAUAUUUAUAUGUUAGGCCUCCAAGCUAUUUAAAAAGUUUUUCUAAGGGUGCAAGGAAUUACCUUCCUCCCUAUGCCACAGAGGUUUGGUUUCAAUCAGUUGCCAAAGGAUGCCUGCAGCAGAACUUGACCCGAAACAUCGUGCCCAGAAUGGCAAGGCUCUGGCUUUCCCUAGCGAAGAUCCGUGUGUCUGUCACACAUUACUUUUGAUCUGUGCUCAACUAGGUCAAGCACCCAGUUUGCAAAGAUGCAAGUUUUCUAAGCUUCAGCCUUGAAAACAUGCAUCCAAAAUGAAAUGAUGAUAGUUGUCAGCUAUGUGUUUUCCAACUCCAGAAAGCUGUCAGUGCAUGCUGUGCAUUGCAUGUUAGCAAGGUGUCCCCACCUGAGAAACUAGGAGUUAUAGGUUCAGGCACUGCAGACCAGAUGUUUCAUGUGUGGUGUUUCUGUAGCAGCGUAUAAGGUGACAGUCAGCUGCAUUAUAUUUGGCUAUGCAGAGAAUGUGGCUACCAAGGUGGAGUGAGGCAGGUUGCUGUGGGGAUUCCACAUAAGCCAGCUUCCAGUCUUCUCAUAUGAAAGACUGAAAAACAAAACAAAACUGCAGAUUAUUUUGAAACAAACUUCAUUUAUAAAAGUAGGUAAGAAUUUUACCUCCUAUAAGUCUUUUUAAGUGCUUGCCUUAUGUACAAAGAGAAGCAACAGCUAAGGGAUCAGAAGUCUUAUACUGUGUACAUCAUAGAGAAAAACUUGAGUCUCACAGAAAAGUGAAAUACUGCAGACUUGUUGCAGUUAUAACAGCUGACUGGUGUAGACCAACCUGACUAUGAGUAGUGUCCUGCCUUUCCUUCCACAAUGCUAGUCACGCCAUGCCUUCAUAACAUAUAUCUGUGGGCAUUCAGAGUUAUUUGCACCUAUUGUCCCAACAAGUUUGAGAUGUAUCUUUGAUCACUAUGAGUGGUGAUCAGUUUUCUGCACGUGCUUCAGGUUUCACACAGAACAACAGUGGUAUCUUGUUUUUAAGCUCUCCAGCAUUUUGCUGAAAAACAGCAGGAGCUGCUUGGGAUGUUAGAGGAACAUAGCUGUUGCAGAAGGUGUGUGUUCUCCUGGAGACCUUUUGUAGCCCAUACAGCAUUGCCAGCAGCUGGCUUCAGAGUUCUGGCCUUGCUGGGCGUGGAAUCAAGCUGUUAGCUUUUCUUAACUUAGACCUUUACACAGUGAAACUUGCAUCUUUUUAAUUCAUUCUCUUGUGGCUUGAGAUGUUUUCAGGCAGUCAUUUGAACCACAGAAAAAAUUAAGAACAACUUCAGUGCAGAGACUGACAUGUGGCAGUGGCCUUUGGGUGCCAGCUGUGACUGUCGUCAUGGAGAGAUGGACCUGGCAUAAGAAUUUGUUCUCACCUAAAGCGGUGACCUAUCAUUGGUGUUUCACUGUGUGCUCCUCAGUGUAUUUGUAUUUUGCUAUGAAGAAACCCAAGCCUUGGGGAAAAUAUCGAAAAGAAAAGAAAGCACUGAGUGACAGCCACUUCUUUUCUUCCCUGUUUUAUCUCCUGCUCUUUCAUGUAUACUCACAAGCUUUUGACAAAAGAAAAGCCAAGUGCAGUUGUUAUUAAGUUAAAUCAGAGGUCCUGUGGCAGCUGUGCACAAGUUAAUACAGACAACUCGGGAGUGGAUAUUACUCAUGAAUGAAAGCUAGAGCUUUUAAGCCUGAAGCAGGACUCAAGGUGGUUUUCUUUUUUUUCGUGCAGAGGUAGCAUGGUCAGUACUACACGGGGAGAGAGGAGUAGGAGGAACAUUUCUGUAACCUCUGCUCAUAGACUGCAGGAAUCAUUUCUAGGCACGGAGCAUCCAGAUCAAUGAGCAAAGGGAGACCCGGGGGGGAUCAGAGAAGUAUGAGCUGCCAAACUCAGAGGACUCCGCCUCCCAAGGAGUAGGGGAAGAGCUCCAUUUUCAUUUUGCUAAUGUCAGUUUGGGUUCUUGUAAUAAAACAGGAACUAAAAAGGCUCCUCCGUGCUUCCCCCAACAGGCAGCAUAGGGAAUAAUAUUGGCAGUCAUUCUGCACAGCUACAAAGAAAAUAUCUGCCACAAGACAGUAAAAUGGGAUUAUCCUCUGUAAUUGUACCCUACGAACUUCCAGUGUAUCUACUCCCUCACAGUGUCAGAAGCCUGCAGUGCUGCUACAGAAAAUACAUGGACCCUUGCUGAACCCAGUGUAGUGUUUGUUAAUACUAUGCAUAUACGCUAGUCUGUAGACUAUAGCUACAAAUUGCUAUGUGAUAGCAAUGAAACACUGAAUAUCAUUUCACUGUUAAAGAGCAAUGGGCAUAAGCUUGCAAUUAAGAAGUAUCUCUUUUUUUUUAUUGAAUUGCAAUAACAACAAAAUAAAAGUCCCUAAAAUUCAUCUGAGUUUAAACUGCCUUUUGAGUGGCAACAAAACCUGUUUAUACCCAGUAUGUCUGUUACAAAAAAACCAUAAUUUUUCUCCCUCUCCAUCCUCUAUUCCAAUAACUUUGUUAAGAAAAUACAACUCUUUCUUGGGGGGUGUGUGUGGGUGUAACAGACAUGCUGAUAUAUUACAGGUUGCUGGCACAUUACCUGUCUCCUCAAGAAAUUUGUUAUUUUCCAUUUUCUAAGAAAACAUCAUUAUAUAUGCCUGUGUAUAUAGUUACAUCUUUCACUACCAGUCUUCUCAUACAACGUAUGGAGACAGUAAAAAUAGUGGCACUCACAUUGACACGCCAGGCUGUGGUUGUUUGGUAUGCACUGUUCCAAUUCAGUUUAAGAUGAAGUGAUCCUAUCCUAGUUUCCAGUGUAAAGGAAACCUAACUUGUAGUACUAUUAAUCAAAUCCUCAUCAUGAAUAAGCAGCUGGGAAAAGAGGGGGGGGGGGGUAUUCUUUUGUUUGUAAAUAAGCUACCGCUUCAUGGUUGAAAGCAUGCUGUUGCUCUUCCAGCGUUGACGUUCUACCGCAGAAAGCAAGGAUGAACUUUUAAUACAAUUGGUCCCUUUAUUCUAGUGCAGAGUAAACAACAUACUGUACAUUCCCCAGAAGCUAAAUGGUAAAUAUCCGAUUACAUGGUGCUAAAUAUUGGUAUGAAGGUGGUACAGACUUCAAGAGAAUUAAAGAAAAGGGGGGGUGCAGGUAUUUGGGGAGUAAUUAAAAUGUGCUAUCCCACUUUUCUCUAUUGCUUUAAAGUCAACUAUGAAUUGAGUUGGUUUGUUCAGAUUAACAUGAAACUGCUUGUAAAAGGUUUCUUGUUCUUAAAUAAUCUUGGCAGACCCCCAAUUUAUAGUAAAAUACGUACUCUCCCAGUGUCCACAGUUUAUAUGGUUCUAUCUGCUAUUUCUAUUCCUGUUAGCUAUGAUACAACUUAACUGUUAUAAAUCUUAAUUACAAAGUUUCUAAUGUUAAGGUGUAAUCUUUCUGAGCUCUCAAAUCAGAUAAAACAGUAAAGUUACAAAUUAUGACAACCUCAGCCAUAAAAUUGUUAAUAUGAUGUUUAUGUUAUUUUAAACAUUUAAUAAAACAAAAUAUUUUAAAACUA